AUUCUUUCUUUUCAGACUUUAAGGUUGGUAGAUGAAGUACAACGUCAUGGUUUGGUACCCAAUCGAUGUAGGCCAAGAAGCCUGGGGAAGGAUUAUCCAGUUACAGUUAGUGAUGAUACCGUUGACACUGGUUGUGACAGUACCAAUGCUGUCUUUGUCACUGAUGCCACUGAAAGUGGUAGUAGUGGAACUGGUGUCGUUGACGCUGCUGUAAUGACAGAUGGUCAUAGUGAUGAUACCAUUGACACUGGUUGUGACAGUACCAAUGCUGUCUUUGCCGCUGAUGCCACUGAAAGUGGUAGUAGUGGAACUAGUGUCGUUGACGCUGCUGUAAUGACAGAUGGUCAUAGUGAUGAUACCAUUGACACUGGUUGUGACAGUACCAAUGCUGUCUUUGCCGCUGAUGCCACUGAAAGUGGUAGUAGUGGAACUGGUGUCGUUGACGCUGCUGUAAUGACAGAUGGUCAUAGUGAUGAUACCAUUGACACUGGUUGUGACAGUACCAAUGCUGUCUUUACCGCUAAUGCCACUGAAAGUGGUAGUAGUGGAACUGGUGUCGUUGACACUGGUGUAAUGACAGAUGGUCCUAUUGAUGAUACCGUUGACACUGGUUGUGACAGUACCAAUGCCGUCUUUGCCGCUGAUGCCACUGAAAGUGGUAUAAUGACAGAUGGUCCUAUUGAUGAUACCGUUGACACUGGUUGUGACAGUACCAAUGCUGUCUUUGCUGAUGCCACUGAAAGUGGUAGUAGUGGAACUGGUGUCAUUGACACUGGUGUAAUGACAGAUGGUCCUAUUGAUGAUACCGUUGACACUGGUUGUGACAGUACCAAUGCUGUCUUUGCCGCUGAUGCCACUGAAAGUGGUAUAAUGACAGUUGGUCCUAUUGAUGAUACCGUUGACACUGGUUGUGACAGUACCAAUGCUGUCUUUGCUGCUGAUACCACUGAAAGUAGUAGUAGUGGAACUGGUGUCGUUGACGCUGGUGUAACAACAGAU
This is a messenger RNA of Porites lobata, 999 nucleotides long. Lineage: Eukaryota; Metazoa; Cnidaria; Anthozoa; Scleractinia; Poritidae. The record is from the annotation of a GenBank genome assembly.